AUGGACCAUUGUUUUGAGUAUCGAUGGUUGAAACGGGAUUCGUCGUGGGUUGUGGAAUCUGCCGGCACACCGCGGGUGUACAACAGAGUGACGUAUGAUGCCGCAAAAGUGUUGGAUGGAAACACUGGAACCUACUGGAACCCCAUGACGCAUACCGGCCGAUACUUCAACAACUGGUACAUCAUUCUCGAUCUCGCAGCUCCUCACACUCUGACCCGCAUCGCAAUCAACAACAGAGGAGACAACGAUCAUGACGUUGCAGCCUUCAAGUUGCAAAAGUCGCAGGGUAAUAGUCCGUACAACUGGGAGGACGUCAGGUCAGUUAGUAACGUAAGGAAGGGGACGACUCAGCGCCAGGAGUUCGGCGGUUUCCGGGAAACAGCAGAGUAUUGGAGGUUCGUGAUCACUAGGACGCACGCGGGCUAUCAGCCAUAUCUCAAAGAACUGAACUUCCAAGGAUUCCAAGCAGGUGCUAAUGUCGCCCUGGGGAUGUUAGCGUUUCAAACAACCACGCGUCCGGACGGCGGACCUGCCAGGCUUGCAGUAGACGGGAACCCCUCUACAAGAUGGACAGAUGGUUCCUGCGCACACACUCAACAAGAGGAGAAUCCCACCUGGUGGGUGGAUCUCGGUCAGUCGUAUGCGGUUGAUAGUGUGGUCAUCUUUAACGUUAACCGUCAAGAGGAGUGUUGCUCGGACCGAAUCAACCCCUUCAACAUCCACAUCGGCGAUUCCAACCAGGUCAGCACGAACCCUAAGUGUGGAGGUGACCAUCGAAUCGGCUUGACCAUGCCGUCCAUUUCCGUCUCCUGUCAGGGGAUGCGGGGACGCUAUGUGGGCAUCCGUCUUCCAGGGCCCUCCAGGGUACUGACCCUGUGCGAAGUCCGAGUAUUUUCUGAUGGCAAGGUGGUACUUCCCGGACAGACUAAGUAGUCAUCAAGAAUGCAGCAAAUGAAUGAAAUCUGGCUGAGGAAAACCCUGCAUUAUCUAAAGUCACGUUGGCUCUUAACUUGAGCUUUGGUAUACCUUGAACGAUACUAUACACACAUACAAAAAGCAUUCAAAUCGUAGUGUCAGUUUAUAAGAAAAAAACUUUCUUGAAUGUGGGGCUUAAUGGUGUUCUGUUGGUACAAUAGCGUGUUCCCAUUGUAGCAAAAACUAAAUGUAUAUUGCGUUACAUUUCAACUUGGUAAGCAAGAAAUCCUAUCAGGUGUAAACCUAACCAUAUUUUGCAUGUGGAGUCUAUUUAAGUGUGGGACAUAUUCAGCUUUAGACAAAAAGUAAGCUAUGGAUACAAUAUAGUUUAGUUUAUUGCAAAUUCUUGAAGGUACAAUGUAACAUGAACGGUGACAAACAAGCAAAUAGUAUAGAAUAGUGUAGAAUAUGUCUAAAGGAUAACUCUAAACUAUAACUUGUUAAGUUUAAUUCCUUUUUCUGAGACAGUGGGUUUUGUGAUUUUAGGAGGAAUGUAGUUUUUUUUAAUACAAUAGUGGAAAGAAAACUAUAAGAAGGACAGGCGCAUUGCUAUAUCAAAAUCUAUCUCUGACAACAAAUAUUCUACAGGUUACGGUUUAACCACUUGAAUCCAAAGCAAGCGCAUUUUGGUGGUCACAAAUUCAAGAUUUGUGUCAUUUAUACGUAAGUGUUAGGAAGUGUUAGGAACCCUUUUCGCCCGAUAAAAUUUAUCAACAUAAUAUUAGCUUGAAUACGCUGAUGGUAUUCUUUUUAUCUCUGCAUAUAACUCCAAUUUUUCCUGCAAAACCGAAACAUGUGUUAAGGACAAUAUUUCUGAGUCAGGGCGCUUUUUACACCAGGUAGUGCUUCGACAUCUUUUCAGUGCAUGUCUAAAGCAAAGUCUUCCAGAAUUUUAAAAAGUAUGGCGUAGCAAAAUCUUAGACAGUAGACGUAGUUUUCAAUAUUGACUUUUUGUCACUGUACUGCUGUUCUCACUAAUAACCCAAACACAGGAAACAUCUUGAAAACAACCCCAAACAACUCCAAAGCAACUGAAAAAAUGCUAACAACAAUCGAAAGCAAACCGAAAACAAGUCGACAAUAUCUGAAAACCACUGACAACAACCAAAAACUGCUGACAACAACGGAAAACAAAUCGAAACCAAAAUGUGUUAUUUUGAGCAAGAAAUUAUAUCUACUAGACUUUGGGUUUGUUAAAAAAUAUGUACCACACAUUGGACGAAUAAUCAGCCAGCUGUUAGCUAUAUGGGACAAUUGCUCAAUUAAGUGCGUGUUAGAUAUUGCUUGAGUUCUGGUUAUGUUUCUUGUGUGGGGACGGGACUGUUUUCGAUAUAUUUUGAAACUUUAUCAGUAUUUUAUGGUUUAUGUAGGUAACACGUCCUUUUAUCUCUUGAUCCUGAGCAGAUCAGUGAUGAUAAUGCAAAAAAACACAGGUCAGUUUAGCCAUGGUAGCCACUUUAUAACAUCACACAUUAGAAAUGAAUUGUCAGUCCCUUUGCAAUCGAGUGCACAAAAAAAAAACAUUAACUUUUCUAACGCAGAUGCAAUCUAAUCCGAGACAAAAGAAAAUUCCACUUUUUUAAGUUAACAAGAAAAGCCUGACCAAGUCUACAUUUCAGUUGACCUUACUUGCAUAUGCACGUAAUAGGGCCUUCACACUGCAACCGAAUU
This is a messenger RNA of Branchiostoma floridae (Florida lancelet), 2646 nucleotides long. RefSeq lists its product as uncharacterized. Lineage: Eukaryota; Metazoa; Chordata; Leptocardii; Amphioxiformes; Branchiostomatidae. The transcript is spliced from 5 exons. The coding region runs from base 1 to 933 and encodes 310 amino acids. The record is from RefSeq and is a predicted model, not a curated record.